CAUAGGUUUGUAGUUAUCAACUUAAGAGUGAAUAUUUAGUAACAUGGCACAGGAAAAGUCCUUUAUCUUCCUGGGUAAGUUGGGUUCUCUGCCAUAACUUGUUUAUCAUCUUAGUCCAUACUUUUCCAAAGUCCGCAGUGUCUUCUUUAUUGGGUACACAUUGUCAUUAAAAAACCCCAAACAAACCUAAAGCUACUUGCAAUCCUAUUUUCCUCAUUCCUGAAACCUCCUAACCUGGUUGACUUGUUGGAGUGCAUUUCAUGCAUUCUUAGCAGAUAGGCUGAAGGAAACGCCUCAUUCAGCGAAGCUGGAGGCUAGAAAGUGUGGGGAGUUCAUGAAGGAGGCUUGUCUUCUGCUGCAGUUGCUGCAGUGCACUCAGAGCUGCCCAGGGAGGAUCCCAACCUGCUGGACACAACAUGAGUUGUUCCACAUCUGGAAAAUCUGACUAGUGUGACAGUGAGUUAAGGUGUAGCAACUAAUUACUCUUAGAAGUAUUUUUGUUUUGGAGAUCUGUGUACAAAGGGAUUAAGGACUGUUGGUCACUGAAAAUGGAGGAAACAAGGAAGUUUUCCCCAAAGCCAAGUAAAAGCAAAGAGCCUGUGAAAACAGAAUGGAGAUCUCAGAGUGUGGUGUUCACCUAUUUCCAAGGGGACAUUAACAGCAUGGUAGAUCAACAUUUUUCUAGAGCUCUUGGCAAUGCCAAGAACCCCCAAGACCUGAGCACAAAGCACAAGGGUGAGAUGGUUGUCCUGAAAAAUGUAGACAGCAUGUCUCCCCAUCAGUGGAAUUUCUCUUCACAUUGCUACAAACCAUAUCCAUCAUCAUCUUCAACAAGUAUGGCAAAUUCUGCUCUGAAUUUUUCUGCUGCUGGUGUGGUAGGCCAGUGCCAGCCAUCAUCUCUGCGGAGUCGUCCAGCUCAACCUGCAGAUUUAUGGCCCUUCACUCCAACUGGGACUCCCAGCAUCACGGGCUCAGUUUAUCCUCACACCGUCCCUGACCUGCAUGCAGCUGAUGAGCUGAUCUCUGACAGGAAAUACAGUUCUCUUCUUGGCCUUCUGCAACAGGAAAGGUGCUUAACAUCCAUGCAAGAAUGCACCAUGAAGCAACACCCAAGUUCUGCUUGUAUGACUGGACCUGCGAGAUUACAAAAUUUGAGUCAAAGUUCAGCUCCUGAGGGAGAGAGGAAAGCAAACUCUUAUCAAGGCUCAGAAAAUCCCAGUGUAAGCCAUGCCACUACAGGUAUUCAGAUUCAAGACAGAAGACGAGAUUUGUACUUCUAGCAACUGAAUGUUUCUAUUGUGUUCUGAAAGAGAAAGUUAUUUCUGUGAACUUUUAUCAUUUGCAACUGUGAAUCAAGAAGAAAUUAACUGCAGCUAUCCUGUGUUUUUUUUUCUCUCAGCUGGAAGAAUGCAUGUACUAUUUACUGUUUGGGGAAGGACAAAAUAACCCUUUUCUGUACAGUAAAUAGUUUCUAAUGUUUGUGGUAUUAGCCUGGCAGAACUUUUGUUGUGCCAAUACAUUGUCUAUUUAAGGCUUUUCAUGUAGCUUUCUUGAAAGGACUCCUGCACUUUUUAAUCUUUCUGUGUUUAUUAAUUCACCACUUCCUGAUAAGAAGCACAAUUCUUAUCAAUGCAGCUGAUAACCCCUAAGUGCAGGGAUGCAGUUAGCAUAAAUUCCGUUGAUUUGAUAUCUUCAUAUUGUUUAAAAUAGUCUUAGGCCACUGGCAAGAGACUUCAACUACAGGGCAGCAAAACACAUUAUUGUAUUUAUGUUUGAAAAAUGCAACAAUUUGUGACCGUGCUUGCAAUUCCUAGGGAUACUCUUCAGAAGUUAUAUAAUAUACUUAUGCCUGAAGGCUCUUUUUUGCCCUCUUACUAAUGUAUAAUCAUCAUCUAGAAAGCAGUGAAUUCACAGUAGCUCUGAGAGGAAACCCAGAUUCUCAUUGGGUGCAAUUAAAAUACCGUUCAGCAAAAAGCUGCAGGUAGGAGUGUACUAUUUUUCCAGCCUCCCUGCAGGUGUAAAAGAUGCUUUUUGUUAAUAAGCUCUGUAGGAUUGUUUUUUCCUUCUCCAUUGGUUAUACAUUAACAUGAUAUAAAGGAGCAUGAUUAGCUUUUUCUGACAGCUCUAUGCAGUUGCUGAAAGCAAUUUGACCUUUAUCACAGAGCUCGUGAUUUUAUAGAACAAAUCCUGAGCUACUAUAAAUGUUUGUUGUACCAGAUCUUUCUGCUGCCACUGCUCCAGUUAUAACACCUUGUGUAAUUCUAUAAAUAAUAGGAGUUUAGCAACAACAGAUGUUUAUGUUACUAAUUUACAAACUGAGAUUUUUUUAAAGAAUUAUUUUUUAAAUUUUAUAAGUUUGCUCUAGUAGUUACAUGUUCUACAUCAAUCUGAGAUCACAAACGGAACUGUUUUAACUAAACUAAUAAAAGAUACACCAACAUCCUGUCUCCCUAUAGAUAAGCACUGAAAAAAAACCCCACUCCUUUUUAAUAUUUCUACAAAAAUCUCUUUCUUCUCUUUUAAGUUAAAGAAUACUUCUCCAAGUAUUUUUCUUUUGUUAUCCCAAGUCACUUAAUUCCCUGAUUUUUAAGGCUAUGUGGUAAUACAAUCUGAUUUCCUGUAUGGGCCAAAGUAAAGAUUUUCAACCUGCAUUCUGUACAUCUGUCUUACUGUCAUGUGCUAUAAUUCUAGUGAAUUAUGAUUCUAUUGCUUCAAAAUACUGAAAUAUACUUUCCUCCCUCUUCCAUCCCUUCCAAAGGAAAAUGCUUAUAUAAUUUCUCUGCAAGGUCUGAGAAGACAGUAUAUUUAAAUGCUCUUAAAUGUAAUGCUUCCUGGGGCAAUUUGUUUUACAGCUGGGAAUAUUCAAGAUGACUUAUAAAGCCCUUGUUCUGGUGAAUCGGCCAAGUGUGGGGGAAAAAACCCUUUCUUUAAAUGGAUGUCCCUUAUUGCAAGAACAUGAGGCAUCAGUGGCUCUGCCUUGACAGGGUUAUGCUGUGAGCCAUUGCUGCAGGUUUGCGUCCUCAUUGUCCAGCUGUCUGGCAGACCUGGGGACAGGGAAUGAGUGUCCAAGUAGCCCAAGGGUCCCUGGACGCCUUGUCAGUGCU
Molecule: messenger RNA, 3104 nt
Organism: Oenanthe melanoleuca
Lineage: Eukaryota; Metazoa; Chordata; Aves; Passeriformes; Muscicapidae
Gene: VGLL1
Product: vestigial like family member 1
Exons: 6
Coding region: 549-1280 (243 amino acids)
Biological process (GO): regulation of transcription by RNA polymerase II
Cellular component (GO): nucleus
Source: RefSeq, a predicted model, not a curated record